AUGUCCUUUUCUUUGUUUAAAAUGUCUUUUUUCUUACCUAGGUGUAUUUUUAGAUGCCCUCUGCAUUGUCGAACAGACUACCUUUUCUUUGUCUACGGGUGGGGAAGUAUCAGUGGCUCCUCAAAGAGGAUCAACCACAUUACAAAAAGCUUUCAAACGACCGCGUUUGCUGUCGACAAUUCAUAUUGUUUAACACGAAGCUACAGUCCAGGGGUUGGUCUUGAUUUCUCUGUUCAUAUACGUUUUUAUUUUUUUUCCUUUCUCUCUCUCCGCUGUCACCCCCUCUCACUCUUUCUUUCUUGUUUUCUUCCCCCUCUCAUAUUUUCUUUCAUCCUUUUCUCUUUCAAUCUUUUUACUCUUGGAUAUUUUCUCUUAGAUUUGAUUUCUAUAUUACUAUUCCUAUUCUUUCUUUUUAUUCUUUCCUUCUUUCUUUUCACUCUCAUUGUCACCUGCUCUACCACUCUCUUUCUUUCUUUCUUUCUUUCUUUCUCUCUCUUUGUUAACUCACAUUUUUACUUUCUCUCUCACUCUCUUCGUCGUCUCUUUACACUUUGGUACUUUGUCUUUCUUUCCACAUCUCUAUUACUAUGCUCCUUAUAUCUUACCCUCUUUCUUUUUUUCACUCUUACAUUCUUUCUUUCUUUCUUUCUUUCUUUCUUUCUUUCUUUUUCUGUCUUUCUUUCGUUUUACUUUCUUUCUUCCUUCCUUUCUUUUUUCUGUCUUUCUUUUUACUUUCCUUUUACUCUCGUUCUUUCUUUCUUUCUUUCUUUCUUUCUUUCUUUCUUUCUUUCUUUCUUUCUUUCUUUUUCUUGUCUUUCUUUCCUUUUAAUUUCUUUCUUUUUUUCUGUCUUUCUUUCCUCUUUCUUUCUUUCUUUCUUUCUUUCUUUCCUUUUACUUUCUUUCUUUCUGUCUUUCUUUCUUUCUUUUUCAUCAUUAGCCACUACCUACCACAGCUUCAUUUUCCCCUCUAGGCCCAUUGAUAUCCACAAGUCAUUCUCGGUUCUUCACGUUUCUACUUCUCCACAAAUAAAACAACCCAGUUUUAGAAAAUGGCGGUGUAAUAUUAAUAAAAGAAAUACUUCUUUGAUCUCUUCGGCGCAUUGA
This is a messenger RNA of Acanthosepion pharaonis, 1104 nucleotides long. Lineage: Eukaryota; Metazoa; Mollusca; Cephalopoda; Sepiida; Sepiidae. The record is from the annotation of a GenBank genome assembly.